GUUAAAGGGGCAAAGAAUAAACGACAAAAGACCCAAGCCAAAAUCAACUCGAUGCUUGAUGCAAUUGACACGGAGAAUCAGUCUUCCACCACCAAGAGGAAAUAUCCUAUUCUACGUAUUGUUGUGUCAUUUCCACUUGUCGCCGACUUCAACUCGAGAGCUAAGAAAGUUCGGGAUGCAUUGAACGAAGAUCAUCAUCCUCUGGCUCUAUUAUCUACAAGUGCCUUGACCUCUGUGCUCGCCACCAUUCCUGAAGGUCUCUCUAUCGCCAAGCAGUUGAGGGAUGAUCUCAAGAGGAAGAGGGAAUUCAACCAGGGUGACUCAGGAGGGCCGCCUCUAAAGAAGCGUAAAUAG
Acaulospora colombiana is the source of this 354-nucleotide messenger RNA. NCBI's taxonomy places the organism in Eukaryota, Fungi, Glomeromycota, Glomeromycetes, Diversisporales, Acaulosporaceae. The record is from the annotation of a GenBank genome assembly.